This is a messenger RNA of Chlamydomonas reinhardtii, 627 nucleotides long. RefSeq lists its product as uncharacterized. Lineage: Eukaryota; Viridiplantae; Chlorophyta; Chlorophyceae; Chlamydomonadales; Chlamydomonadaceae. The coding region runs from base 138 to 464 and encodes 108 amino acids. The transcript has 3 exons. The record is from RefSeq and is a predicted model, not a curated record.
GUAGAGGCGCUGUUACGAAAACUAGUACUUUUCCCGGUGAGCUCACCGACGACAGAACCUUGCACUGGAGUAAAUAAGAUAAGCACGGACAGCCUCUCGUCGAUAGCACACCCGAACCCGGUGUCUGCAGCGGUUGAAUGGAGGUGGACCUGAAGCCGGUGGACCCGAAGCCAGAGGGCCAGGAGCUCUGUGUGCGGUGCCACAAGGAGCCUAUCAAGUAUAUGACCUUGCCCUGCCGGCACAAGACCCUGUGCACCCACUGCGCGGCACGCGUGGCGACAGGCGGUAAGUGCAUCACCUGCCACCAGUUCUUCAGUAAGCUCAAGCACAUCCCGGAGCCGGGCGAGGAGCAGGAGGAGGACACUGAGGAGGAGGAGGACGAGGACGGUCGAAAGGGUGCUGACGACGAGGACGAGGACGAGGAGGAGGCGGACGGCCGCACGAACGGCGUGGUGCGGGCCUAAAACAGGCCGCAAUCCAGGGGCUGAGAACCAAAGGAGAGAGGCGGGGUACAGAAGUUGAGUAGGAGAAGUUUCAGGGCGAGACGCCUGCAGGGGCUGGCAGCGUUGGAGCUCUGUGACAACAGCUGCAGGGUACUGAAGGCAUUGGGCAACAGGCAUAGGCGCA